Messenger RNA from Leptonychotes weddellii (Weddell seal), 2546 nucleotides. Lineage: Eukaryota; Metazoa; Chordata; Mammalia; Carnivora; Phocidae. The record is from RefSeq and is a predicted model, not a curated record.
CCCUGUGAUUAUAGAAACUGUUCUGAAGUUAGGCGGGGAGACCGAUUUUUGCGCCGGCUUCCUGUCUCUUUGCUUGGCCGCUUUGCAACAGACCUUCUUCUCUGCAAGAGCCUGGUGCUGUGGUGUUUGGCUUUUCCGUGGCACGCGAGCAAAUAAACUUUUCAGCUCGGUAACAAGUAUGGCGACUGCAAGGGGACUCUAAAUCCAACUGGGUACUUUUGCCGGUGGCUGGUUUGCCCCGUGUGGGGGACUGGGUUCCGAACUCUCUCCGCACGGCAGAAUCAACCUUCGGUGCUUUCUAGUUUUACUUUGGGGCAGAGAAACUUGUUUGGGGUUCGGAAGCCAUCCCUUGGGUGAGUAAUCUCGGUACAGCAGUCAGUGGACUGCUGAUAAUUUUCUUUGUGUUCGACCUCAGCCGAGAGGCCUUGGGUAAGGAAUUUUCCCUUUGGUAGAGAGGAAAACAGGAGUUACUCUCACAGAGGUUCUCUUGGCUAUUUGGAUUUCUUGGAAAACUUGUCUGUGUGAGAGUGGCUCUGUGUGACCUGCUGAGAAUUAGUAUUGCAAAUACGAAGACGAAAUGGGAAAUAAGAAUUCAAUCCCAAAGUGUACCCCCUUGGGCUGCAUCCUUCGGAACUGGGCAGUGCUCACCAAUGAGUUCAUGAUGAAGAAAGAGAUGAUAUUUUUCUGUAAUACUGCCUGGCCACAAUAUUCCCUGGAUUCGGGAGAACGAUGGCCUGAGAAUGGUUCAUUAAAUUAUGAUACUAUCUUGCAAUUGGAUAUAUUUUGCAAAAGGGAAGGAAAAUGGUUGGAGAUCCAGUAUGUACGAUCUUUUAUGUUAUUAUACCAGAAUAAGGAAAUUCAGAGAAAAUCAAUGAUUUGGGCGCAAAAACAGAGUCCCCAGAAGGAGGUAAUUUCACUUGAUUCUCAAGCUAGGAUAGAUGAUUCAUUACCCAUUCGGUUAAAUACUGCCACUCCGUCACCUCCGCUUGGAGGGGCCGGGGCCAUUGUCCCAAGACAUUUGGCACCUCGGGCCCCAACUCCAUCCCCUUCCCCUCCUGAUGCCGCAGGACCGCUAGUGGUCUCUCCCUGUCCUACCUGCCAGGUUACCCCCUUGGACCAGGGGGCCACCCAAAUUCAGGCAGGGAGAUUACCCUUGGGUCAGUCGCUGCUCAGAGUUUACGGGAACGGGCAGCCACACGGUUUCAUCUUUGUACGUCCCCUGUUUUCCACCUCCGACCUGUUGAAUUGGAAGACCAACAUGCCUCCGUACUUAGAUGACCCUAUCAAAAUGGAGAAUUUUUUUGCCUCUAUUUUUGCUACCUACGAUCCAACUUGGGCAGAUAUUCAGACGCUCCUAAAUUUCUUCCUCACAUCAGAGGAACGUAGUAUGAUCUUAGAACAGGCGCGCGCUGAAGCUGAUAAGAUGCACGAGGAAGCACCGUAUACUCCGGUGAGAGCUAUCGGAUACCUGGCCAUACCCACAACCGACCCUAGGUGGAGCCCUAAUGAUGUGGGGGAUAGAGACAAGCUUGAGCAUUACCGGAGCUGCAUCCUUAAAGGGCUGAAGAAUGGAGUCCCCAAACAAAGAAGCUUAAAUAAAAUUCUGCAGGUUAGACAGAAGCCUGACGAGGACCCCUUUGACUACUUGGAAAGAAUGUUUAAGGCUUAUCGGCAGUAUGCUGGUAUACACCCGGAAGCUCCAGAGAAUCUACAAAUGGUAAAUGACACCUUCAUAAGGCAAGCUGCCCCUGACAUUCAAAAGAAAUUGCAAAGAGUGAGAGGGGCUUUGGAAAUGCCCACAUAUCAGUUGGCUGAGAUUGCUGUCGAUGUUUUCCGAAACCGAGACAAGGUCCGGCGGAAGGAGGAAGAGCGCAGGAUGUGGCAGGAGGCAGCCUUGCUGGCGGAUGCCUUGAGGCAGGUGUGGUCAGAACCUCACCCAUGUCCAUACCAGCUUGGUGCCCGUCCCAAGAAGCCCUGCAAAUUAAACAUGACCAACCUGAUGUAAACUUCAGAGAAAUCAUCACAACGGCUCAUGCACAGACAAUCCUCAUGCCUAUUGCUAUGUGAGCCCUUAGAAGAUCACCAGAGACACUCCACCUACAAACCAGGAGAGUCUCCGUCAGAUCGUCACGACCUGCUGUCACUCUGAAAAUGCUUCGAGCCGGACAUCUGGAAAUCUUGAGUGCCUAGCCUAAAAACUCAAAAACUGGAUUAUGAUUUGAUCCAGUUAUUAACCACCAUUUUUCUUUUAUUCCAUUGAUGGGCCUCUUCUUGAUGCCCUGAUUGUUUAAACAAAUAGGCCUAACUUCAACCACAUACCUGCUUCACCACCUCCUGAAGUGAAGUUAAUGAAACGGACCUAUUGUCAGAACUGAGACCAAUUCAAUAAGACGGAACAGUCUGCCAAUUCAGCUUUUAAUAUACAAAACUCCCAGGGAAGUUUCAGAGGGGGUACUGUAGGGGCCAAGGGCAGGCUGCUCCAAAUUGUGCCAUUUUGUCUUAUUGGUUCUUUUAAAUAAACGUUACUUAAGAGACAAUCUAUGCAA